Cydia fagiglandana is the source of this 1425-nucleotide messenger RNA. RefSeq names its product putative odorant receptor 85e (gene Or85e). Gene Ontology annotation, cellular component: plasma membrane. Bases 78 to 1406 code for a protein of 442 amino acids. Gene Ontology annotation, molecular function: olfactory receptor activity; odorant binding. Gene Ontology annotation, biological process: sensory perception of smell; detection of chemical stimulus involved in sensory perception of smell. The record is from RefSeq and is a predicted model, not a curated record. The transcript has 8 exons. NCBI's taxonomy places the organism in Eukaryota, Metazoa, Arthropoda, Insecta, Lepidoptera, Tortricidae.
UUGCAUACUCAAUUAAGAACCUCGGUAUUUAAAGCCCUCCAUGAUCAGCGGCGUCCAUUUCACGAUCAGUCAACAAAAUGGCCGCCAAAGAUCAAAUAUCCGAUUACACCCACUUCUUACAACUGCCAUUAAAAAUCGUUGGCUGUUGGGAAUGGUUUCCCAACACCGACAGUGAAUUUAAGUUAAUAUUAAACAAUAUCUACUUGGCCUUAGUUCUCUUUGUGCUUUUAAACUUUCCGAUAACAUUAAUCGUGAAUUUGUACACAGAGUGGGUUGAUAUUAUGGGUAGUUUGGAUAAAAUAGCUGAUGGCUUACCUUUGAUAGUAUCAGUCGUCGUCGUAAUUUACUUUGCUUUAUACAGAGAAGAGUUGUAUGAAUUAGUAGAAUUUAUGAAUCAGAAUUUUAAGUUCCAUUCGGCGAGGGGUUUGACGAAUAUGUCGAUGGAGGGUAGUUAUACGUCAGCGAAGAAGUUUGCGUAUAUGUAUACGGCUUGUUCGUUGUUUAGUGUGACGAUGUAUGUCACUCUGCCUAUGGGUUUUCACUUGUGGACCCAUCAGCCCCUGCAGAGCUGGGCAUACAUGGACGCUGAGCGGAGCCCGUACGUGGUAAUGGCGUUUCUGCGGCAGUGCCUUGCGCAGGCCUUCGUCGGCCUCGCCGUCGGACAGUUAGGAGUAUUCUUCGCCUCAAACUCUAUCGUGCUCUGCGGUCAACUGGACCUGCUCUGCUGCAGCGUGAGAAACGCACGCUACACUGGCUUGCUUCAGAGUGGUGUGCCACACAAGGCCCUGUUACGAAAUCCUGGAGCCUAUACGAUAGUGGACGAUGAGCGACAUAAUUAUAUCUACAGCAAGACUGAGUUGGGAGAUUCGGCGUACCAUUACGAUAAGAAAGUAACCUCCCAUUUAUUGGAUCGGCGAAACGUCUUUGAUAUUUACGACACAGAGUUUGACCCCGCGACGGUGGAUGCGCUGCGCGAAUGCGCGCGCGUUUGCCAAGUGGUUGCCACGUACAAGAAAAAGUUGGAAGAGUUUGUGUCGCCGUUACUGGCUCUCAGGGUUGUCCAGGUCACGCUGUAUCUCUGCACUCUUCUUUAUGCAGCUAGUGUGAAAUUUGAAUUGACUACUGUGGAAUAUCUGGCCGCUGUAGCUUUGGAUAUCUUUGUUUAUUGCUAUUUUGGUAAUCAAAUCAUUUUGCAGUCGAGCCGCGUGUCCACAGCCGCUUACCAGAGCGCGUGGCCCGCCAUGGGCGUGCGCGCGCGCCGGCUGCUGCUCAACAUCCUGGUGGCCAACAAGCGCCCGGCCACCAUGCGCGCCGGCCGGUUCCUCACCAUGGAUCUACAUACCUUUGUUAUUAUAAUCAAAACUUCUUUCUCCUACUACACACUACUGGACAAAAUCAAUCACUAGCUCUACUAGUCAUAACUUA